This is a messenger RNA of Helianthus annuus (common sunflower), 570 nucleotides long. RefSeq lists its product as uncharacterized. The coding region runs from base 223 to 570 and encodes 115 amino acids. The record is from RefSeq and is a predicted model, not a curated record. Lineage: Eukaryota; Viridiplantae; Streptophyta; Magnoliopsida; Asterales; Asteraceae. The transcript has 6 exons.
UGUCGCAGCUAAAAAGUGUAUCAAAAACCUUUGGUGGGCUCAUACCUCACUCAAUCCCUCCCAAAUCACACCACUCCCUCCCCCCAAACCCUAGGCUGUCUAAUACCGCACACCACGCCAGACCACCUCAUCUGCGACGCUGCAUCAUCUCUCCGAACAACCUCUUCAGCGUCGUCGGACCACCAGAAAGGGGAAAUAUUCAUCAUUUAAUACCAGGCAUCCAUGGAAUCCAUUCGGGACUCUCUUGCUGAGGAGUUGGUUAAAGAGUGUGAAAAGUUACGGUCAGAAGUGUCUCAGCUGCCUGGCAUGAAGGCAGAGAUGGAAGCGUUAAGACUUAGACACGCGGCUGCACUCGAGUUGAUGGGUGAACGCGAUGAAGAGAUAGAAGGUUGCUCGAUCGAGUUGCUGUCUGAUCGGACGACCAUCCGAUCGAACGACUAUUCGACCAGGCUAAUCUCUCAAGCGCUCCCUUCAAUCCAAGAUUGUGUUUAUUUACUAAAGAUGCUUUGCUUGCUAUGUUUGCUGGAAAUCAAGCUAGGGAGUCUAGAAACGUCAUUCAAUAAAAUCUGA